ACCACUUUCUUCUCCACUCCUUGUCCCUGAAAAGCAGACGCAGCAUUCAAUCCAACAUGGAUGUCUCAGCUGAUGACAAAAUUGAGCGACGUGAUCGAUCGGACAGCUCGGGCUCGGAGAACCAGAGGUCAGAGAUUAGCCAGGUGCAGGUCCACGUCUCGACCCAGGAAGAGCACGCUACACCAGACUACAUGGACACUAAGGACGGAGACGCUCGAAGCCGCUCUUCGUCAUCUUCUUCUUCUUCAUCUAGCAGCCACGAAGAAGAAGAGAAGGAGGCGGUGGUGAAAGUGGAGGAUGCUCCCAAGGAGCCAGAUGUUGUUCACCACGAGGAGGCCAAACUAGAGGAGAUGAAUGGCGGGUCCAGACGCUCCUCUGCAUCUUCUGCCUCCUCCGCCUCCCCUAAAGAGGACAACGCCGAGGACGGGAUGCUGAUGGCCUACAAGCACUCGGACACCAAGGCGGAGGAGUCUGUGGACUACAGCCUGAAGACUCUAGAGAACGUCAGCCUGGACGAGAGCAGCGUCGCUCCGGCUGAACCUGCACAUCCGGAGAUCUCGCUCUUUGUCAAGGCGGGCAUCGAUGGCGAGAGCAUCGGCAACUGUCCUUUCUCGCAGCGUCUCUUCAUGAUCCUCUGGCUCAAAGGAGUCGUCUUCAACGUCACCACCGUGGACCUUAAGAGGAAGCCAGCAGAUCUGAACAACCUGGCGCCCGGCACGCACCCGCCAUUCCUUACCUACAACGGAGAGGUCAAGACAGACAUCAACAAGAUCGAGGAGUUUCUGGAGGAGAUGCUAGCACCCCCCAAGUAUCCCAAACUGGCGGCCAAGCAAAGAGAGUCCAACACGGCCGGGAAUGACAUAUUUGCCAAGUUCUCGGCCUUCAUCAAAAACACCAAAGUGGAGGCCAACGAUGCACUGGAGAAAGGCUUAACGAGGGCCCUGAAGAAGCUGGAUGACUACCUGAACAGCCCCCUGCCUGACGAGAUCGACGCAGACAGCAGGGAGGAGGAGAAGCCCUCCAGGCGAAGCUUCCUGGACGGGAAUGAGCUGACCCUGGCAGACUGCAACCUGCUGCCUAAACUGCACAUAGUCAAGGUGGUGGCUAAGAAGUACCGCAACUACGACAUUUCCAUGGACAUGACGGGCAUCUGGCGGUACCUGAAGAAUGCGGCGGCGCGCGACGAGUUCACCAACACGUGUGCGGCUGACUCGGAGAUCGAGAUGGCGUACAAAGACGUGGCUAAGAGGCUUGCCAAGUAGAUAACAACCUGGUCCCAUUUCCUUUCCACUAGUGUGUCCCCAUCGCAGAGUUUAUGUCCAAGGGUGUCCACAUGAGACACAUCAUCUUUGGUAUUUAUUUUCUAUCCCGACACAAAGCUGCCUUUCAUGCGUGUUGUAAAGCGUUGACUCACAGUGGUGUCAAGGUGGUCAGCUUUAUUUAUCCUUCCGCCCACUAGUCUAGUCUGACUCCACUGUUUAUUAUUGAUCUUUGUCUGACACACUCAAACUUCAACAUGCUCCUCCUCUUCAUGCUCAUUAAACUUUACUCCUUUUGUCCCCUCA
Molecule: messenger RNA, 1565 nt
Organism: Nerophis lumbriciformis (worm pipefish)
Lineage: Eukaryota; Metazoa; Chordata; Actinopteri; Syngnathiformes; Syngnathidae
Gene: clic5b
Product: chloride intracellular channel 5b
Source: RefSeq, a predicted model, not a curated record